CCGCCCGGACGGGGACUGACCUGAGCGCGGGGCUCGCUGCUGGUCCCGGUCCCGGUCGUGGUCCCGGUCUGCGGCUCGUCCCGGACUCGCGUCCCCCUGAAGCGGACCUCUUCCCGGACUGAGCCGGACUCGGACCCGGAGGCUCCGCCCUCCUGCUCGGCUCGUGAGCUCCGAGCUGCGCCGGGAAAACGCAUCUCCGCUGCGCGGCGCUGCCGGCUGCCCAGACCCGGAGCAGACCCGCUCCAGACCCGCUCCAGACCCGCUCCAGACCCGCCAUGGCGGCCGAACCGUCCGUGCGCGUGCCCGGGAUCGUGUUCGCCUCUCUCGCCUUCCAGCACGUGAACGCGGACUCGGACGUGGAUGGACUGAUCCUGGGGGAGAGCAGGUUCGAUGAACAGGUCACCAUCAGUGACUCUCAGUCUGAUCUGAUCCACAUCCAGGAGGUUUACAACGUCCAGAAACAUGUGGCCUGUCAGCGAAUCAACAGGCUGUACAGCAGCAGUGGACAGGUGAACAUGGAGGAGCUGCAGAAGCUCGUAGACAAACAGGAGAGUGUGAUCGGAUGGUACCGGCAGCGCAGGAACUCGGAGCAGCAGAUGACCUUCAGGGAGAAGCUGGUCCAUGAAAGCCUGCAGGGGGCGCUGUCCAACCCCCACCUGCUCUUCCUGCUGCUGACGCCCAGUCAGGUGACCCCAACAGGCUCCACCCACAAGACGGAGUACUCCGCCUUCGUCUCCCGCAGCAGGCGCCUCCAGAAUGUGCCCGUCCUGGUCGCUAACCUGGGGCAGCUGGAGCAGCAGGGCUACUGGAAGGUGUCGGCGCCGUGCUCGGCCGCCGGCUACAGUUUAACCAUGAAGAAACACAGCUCCAGGUUCUUCUGCUCCGACGGCGGGCUGAAGGAAGUGACGGAGGUGAACCGCAUGAACGACACGCUGCAGGAGCAGCUGCAGGCGGCCUGCCGGGACCUGGAGCGCAGCGAGCGGCAGGUGGAGACGCUGCAGGCCCAGGUCUCGGCCCUCAGGACCGAGUUCAGGGAGAAGCAGCCCAGAGCGCCUCCGAAAGGUGUGAACCCGGCGUUCUCUCUGUGUUGUGGGGGCGGGGCAGAGCCCGGCGGCGCGGUGGUCCAGCGGAACAACGUGAUGCUGCAGGAGGCGGUCUUCGCCCUGUUCGGCUACUCGCCGCUGCUCCUCACCCAGACCGUCACCAUCGACGGGUUUCCCGUUCCGCUGGUCGACGUCUCCAUGGCGACGGAGGCGAAGGAGGGCCGGGAGUCCCCGGCGAGCACGGCCAGCCUCCGGAAGAGGCCGCAGGAGGCGGAGCCAGAGGGGAGGGACAGGAAGUGCCGGAGGAGGAGGUGCUGAUGGGAAAUGUUUCUGUUCUCUUUGUUAAUAAAGUUCAUGUUUCUAUU
This is a messenger RNA of Salarias fasciatus (jewelled blenny), 1408 nucleotides long. It is a transcript of the gene abraxas1, whose product is annotated as abraxas 1, BRCA1 A complex subunit. Gene Ontology annotation, cellular component: nucleus. Gene Ontology annotation, biological process: protein K63-linked deubiquitination; attachment of spindle microtubules to kinetochore; mitotic spindle assembly. The record is from RefSeq and is a predicted model, not a curated record. The coding region runs from base 276 to 1361 and encodes 361 amino acids. Gene Ontology annotation, molecular function: polyubiquitin modification-dependent protein binding; microtubule binding. Lineage: Eukaryota; Metazoa; Chordata; Actinopteri; Blenniiformes; Blenniidae. The transcript has 9 exons.